GGGACUAAUUUUAAGCCUUGUCUUUGAAACCAGGGGAUAUAAUUUAAGUUUUUCAUAUAUUGGGUUCAAACCUGUGACAUCAUUAACAUGGGUAUAUAUUUAAUAUUUAGUUUACACUAGUCUACUGACUUUGGAGAGCUUGUUUUUUUUUCUUGCUUUCUGUAAAUGCUUACUCUUUAGCAUAGUAAACGGGAAAGCUAUGCCACAGGAUGUCAUUUUUCUCAAGCUGUUUUAAAGGUUUGAGAAUAACCACCAGAUGACAACACAUCAUUUCUCUGUUUGCCCUGUGCACUGAGUCUGAGAGGUGAGUGCAUCUAAGUGUAUAUGACGCAGUAUUUGUAGGACUUUUGGCAAAUUAAAGUCUAAAUCUAAUCUUAAGUCUAAAUUGAAAAGUCUACAUUUAAUAGGUUUGUAAGUCUUUUCAACAUUUCAUUUUUUUCAUGAAUUGCUGUAACUUAAUAAAACAAAGUUGGAAUAGCUUAGAUUAGUAUAACUUUAUUUUUAUAAUAAAUAACAACUCAUCACUAAGAAAGUUGAAAUUAAUUGUAAUUACUUAUUGUAAUUGUUUAACUUGAUUAAACUUAAAACAAAGGAAUUUUUACAGCAUAAACUUAAAAAUGAUAAGUUGCCAAGAACUAAAAUCCGCAAUCAUUGCACAAAUCAUUUUUCAGAUGAAAUAUCUUUAAGAAGACUGCUCAGAAUGUAUAGUUUCUAUACAGUAAUGCCUAAAAACAAUAGUGCAACAGAUUUUACUGUUAUUAUGUAUGUGUGGCAUGUACAGGUAUGAUGGGCUGCAGUCACCCGGAUGAGUUGACACAAAAUGAGAGGAGUCAGAUUAUUAGGCAUUUGCAGACUGGGUCUGAAAUGAUGGUGUACCACCAGAAGGCUGAAAGACUCACUGUAAAAAUCAUAAUUGAAACGAAGCAAGUGGCUGUAUUCUGCUCACCUGACAGAAUGAGCACAGCAUUGAACAUCGCUGAGAUCAAAGAGAUCCGCGAAUGGAAGACAUCGGAGGAUCUCCCUCAAUUUAAAGAAAAUAAAAAAUUAAGAAAAAUGUUUAACCAAUCAGUUCCAAGGGACUGCAAAACCUGUUUCACCAUCUUCUAUGGCACAGAGUUUAUCUUAAAUUCACUGAGUUUUAACGCUGAUUCAGUUGAGGAUGCAAAAAACUGGCUGAUAGGACUCGAGUUACUCAGACAGGAGACACUGGCAGCUAACACACCAGAGAUUAUAAAGAGUUGGCUGUGGAAGCAGAUGUACUCUGUUGACCAGAGGAAGAAAACCAGUAUCUCUAUGAGAGAGCUCAAGUCGCUUUUGCCUAAAAUGAACUUUAAAGCACCAGGUGGACGUUUUCUGAAGGACACAUUUUUGGUGUUGGGAGCAAAUAAUGAUGUUUUGGAUUUUGAGCAGUUUCACAAAUUCUACAAUCUGUUGAUAUUUGACAACCAAAAGAUGAUACUAGCAGAGUUUAAACAGGGUUUAAAUGCUUUCAUCAUGGGUAACAUGGAUCAGCCUAUUCAACUCUGCAAUUUUCAAAGAUUUCUUUUAUCUCAACAAAAAGAGACUUGGGCCAACAAUUUGAAUCAGGUGCGAGACUUAAUGAUCAUCUUUAUAGACGAUACCAUGAGAAAGACCAAUAAUCCAACAUUUACUGUUGAAGAGUUCCUCGGCUUUCUCUUCUCUAAAGAAAACUCUAUUUGGGAUGAGAAGUUCUCAGAGAUAAAUCCACUGGACAUGAACAACCCUCUGUCUCACUACUGGAUCAACUCAUCACACAACACAUAUUUGACUGGAGAUCAAUUCCGCAGUGACUCAUCAACAGAAGCGUAUGUACGCUGUCUGAGACUGGGUUGCCGCUGCAUUGAGUUGGACUGCUGGGAUGGUUCAGAACCAGACGAACCUGUCAUAUGCCAUGGUUGGACCAGGACAUCAAAGAUAAAGUUUAAAGAUGUGGUGAAGGCCAUCAACGAUCAUGCUUUUGCAACAUCUGACUAUCCUGUGGUCCUGUCCAUAGAGGAACACUGCAAUGUCCAGAACCAGAAAACGAUGGCCCAGUGGUUCAAGGAUGUUUUCCAAGACAAACUCUUGACUGAUCCAUUGGAACCAGAAGCCGAACAGCUUCCCUCACCAACACAACUAAAGGGCAAGAUCAUCAUCAAGCACAAAAAACUGAAUAAUAAUGAGGAAAAGGAGGAAAAGGAUCUAAGUAAAGGGGAUAAGCAGGGAGAUCUUUUCAUCUGGGACCCAAUAGAUGAGAGAUGGUAUAAGCACUACUGUGUGAUCAAGAAUAAGAUGUUAUAUUACGCAGAGGAGAAUGAACUAGAGGAGGACACAGAUAAGUCAUUGCAGAGCAGCACUGAACUUCAUCAGUCAGAGCCCUGGUUUCACGGCAGGAUGUCCGAGGGCAAACAGACAGCUGAGAGGUUGCUAAAGAAAUAUUGUGCUGAAACAGGGGGAGUCGAUGGAACGUUUCUGGUGCGAGAGAGCAACACGUUUCUCAAUAAUUGCACCCUCUCAUUCUGGCGCAGCGGACGAGUUCAGCAUUUGCGAAUCGGCUCCUGUAUAGACGGAGGUCACCUGGUUUAUUUCCUGACUGAUAACCUACACUUCCCCAGUGUGUAUGCGCUCAUCCAGUAUUACAAAGAAAAUCAUCUCCGCUGUAAGGAUUUCAAUCUGCGUCUCACUGAAUUUGUGCCACAACCAGACCAGCACCUGCAGGAAGGAUGGUUUUACAGUAACUUGAGUCGAGGCGAGGCGGAAGACUUUCUGAUGAGAAUCCCUCGCGAUGGAGCCUUUCUCAUCAGACAGAGAGAAGAUUCAGAUUCAUACGCCAUCACCUUCAGAGGUGAAGGGAUGGUGAAGCACUGUCGGAUACACAGAGAGGACUCUAUGUACGUGUUGGGCACCUCCGGCGAGUUCGAGAGCCUGGUGGAACUGGUGGAGUAUUUUCGUAAGAAGCCACUUUAUCGGAAGAUCAAGUUGCGUUAUCCUGUGACACCUGAACUAGUGGACCGCUUUAGUUCGAUACAAAUAUCUGGUUCACUUUAUGAUUCUAAACAGUACGUGGAGGCCAAUGAGAGAGAGCCAUCGCUGCCACAGAGCACAGUGAAGGCCCUCUAUGACUACAGGGCCAUGCGGCCAGAUGAUCUCAGCUUUAACAAGGGUGCAUUAAUUCAUAAUGUAACCAAGGAAGCCAAUGGAUGGUCGAAAGGAGACUUUGAUGGGAAACUGCAGCAAUAUUUCCCUUCAAGUUAUGUAGAGGAAGUGGCAGAUUCUUCAUCUGAGGCCAGCUACCAGACAGAUGAGGAGAAUCCAUUAGGAGACUUAUGUAAAGGUGUUGUGGACAUCUCAAAGUGUACUGUAGUUCGCUCAGCCAAACAUGGCAAGUCUUUGGUUGUGACGCUGCAGUUUAAGGAAAAUAAUGAUAUGGUGCCAUUUGAUUUCACCACUGAGAUCACCGAGGGGCUGUACGAAUGGUAUCAGGUGGCCUGCGACAUCACCCAGAGAGAACAAAACCAACCAGUUCAGAAACAGCAAAAGGGGAAGGACAAGACCGAAGUAAAGGUGGCCAGCGAGAUGUCUGCAUUGGCCGUUUAUUGCCAGUCUUGCAGCAAAGAUAAACAAUGCUUUGACAAUUAUACCUACAAAGAGGUCCGAUCCUUUGCUGAGGAUAAGACACCUGCCAGAAGCAAGUCAAAUCAAUUCUUGUCAUAUAACCGCAAGGCACUGAGUCGCAUCUACCCUAAGGGCCAACGAAUGGAUUCCUCCAACUAUGACCCAUAUCCUCUAUGGAUGAGGGGCUGCCACAUGGUGGCACUUAACUUUCAAACUGCUGAUAAGUGCACCCAGCUAAACAGCGCCCUCUUCAGUCUGAAUGGAGGUACAGGUUAUGUGCCCCAGCCUGAGCUGAUGCGUGCAGAUCAUUUUGACCCUUAUCAAGAGAAGAAGAAUGUUAAAUUCACCAUAACUCUUAAGGUUAUAGGAGCACGGCAUCUACCCAAACCUGGUCGCAGCAUCGUCUGCCCUUUUGUAGAGAUCGAACUGUGCAGCCAAACAGAUGAGAACAAAUUUAAGACUUUUGUUUGCCAGGAUAAUGGGCUAAACCCUGUAUGGGUCGGGCCGAACCAUCAGUUUUCAGAGGCAGUUACAUUCAACGUGUAUGAACCAGAACUCACAUUUCUACGCUUUGUGGUCUUUGAGGAGGACAUGUUCUCUGACCCCAAUUUUCUGGCCCAGGCUACUUUCCCCAUCAAAGGCGUUCGCCCAGGGUAUCGGUCUGUCCCUUUAAAAAAUGGGUUUAGUGAAAACCUGGAGCUUGCAUCUCUCCUGGUGCAUGUUGAUAUAAAACAGGUGAAGGUAUAGUAAACAAAACAACAACAGCAAGUUCUAUAUGCAUAAGCAAACUAAAAGUGCUGAAAGUCCGGUUUUCUUCCUUACUGGUUCUUUUGUUCUUAAAUGGUUGUUCCUCUCGGUUCUGCUGCUUUAUUACUGCUGGUUUCCUAACAGGCCUUAACGACGGGAUGUUGCAGCCAUCUUACUUGUGUGCUCAUGAAGGAAUAAAUCGGACGGAGAUUUUGAGCAAUACUCUAUAUUCACUGUUGAAGGUGUAACGGUCAGCUUGAUGUGUCGUUAAGGAUAGUUCACCCAAAAAUGAAACUAAUCUUUACUCAGUUGCAUUUGGACAUGACAUGAAACUAAGUAAAGGACAUAAGUUUCAUUUUGAGUGAACUGUCCCUUUUAACUGAGUGACAACAGAUGAAGGAUUUUCGGUUCAACUGUGAAACAAAUAAUCAUCUGUCUGAAUCAUUUUGUAUUGGUUUUUAUUCAUAUAUUUGCCUCUGUAUUAAACUCUUCUUUAUUGUCCUUAAAGUUUAAAGGUGCAUUGUGUAACUUUUAGAAAGAUCUCUUGACAGAAAUACAAUAUAAUACAUAACUAUAUUAUCAGUGGUAAAUAAAGACCUUACAAAAUGAA
Molecule: messenger RNA, 4972 nt
Organism: Misgurnus anguillicaudatus (oriental weatherfish)
Lineage: Eukaryota; Metazoa; Chordata; Actinopteri; Cypriniformes; Cobitidae
Source: RefSeq, a predicted model, not a curated record